Molecule: messenger RNA, 1191 nt
Organism: Didymodactylos carnosus
Lineage: Eukaryota; Metazoa; Rotifera; Eurotatoria; Philodinida; Philodinidae
Source: the annotation of a GenBank genome assembly
AUGUGUAGUACAGCCUCUCGAGGAAUCGAAAAUUACGAUGAUAUUUAUCAAGUUCGAAAUUGUCGACUUGUUGGUUUGCCAAAUCUCUGGGUUGGAAAAGAUUACGUCAGGAAUAAAAUCGUUGAUUAUUUAAAUCACUUAGUAGACAUUGGCGUUGCUGGUUUUCGAAUUGAUGCUGGUAAACAUAUGUGGCCAGAAGAUUUAAAUCGACUUAUUGGCCAAGUAAAAAAUUUGAGAGCAGAUAUAUAUGGUGAAAAUCAUCGACCAUUCAUUUAUUUUGAAGUUAUUGAUAUGGGAGGAGGUCCAAUUAGAAGCUCGGAUUAUUCGUGGAUUGGUCGAGUGAGCGAGUUUCGAUACGGUAAACUUCUCAGUGAAGUGGUGCAACGACAAUAUGGACAAAAAAUGAGUUAUUUGAAAAAUUUUGGACAGGACUGGGGAAUGCUACCAGAUUUUGAUGCUCAGAUUAUGGUUGACAACCAUGAUAAUCAACGAGGUCACGGUGGUGGUGGUUCAAUUUUGACGUUUUUUGAAUUUCGCAACUACAAAAUUGCCACUGCGUUCAUGUUAAGUUGGCCAUAUGGAUACCCAGUUAUUAUGUCUAGUUACCAAUUUGAUCGCAAUGACGAUGGCCAGGGACCACCUUCAGAUGAACAAGGAAACACAAAUGACGUAUCGAUUGAAAGUUCUGGAAAAUGUACAGGAAAAGCAAUUACAGUUUAUCCUGAUGGUAAAGCCUUAAUUAAAAUUGGAAAUUUAGAUCAAGAUCCAAUUGUGGGCUUACACAUCAAGGCCAAAUUGAAUUUUAAGCAAAGUCCGAAGCAAGAUCGAUCAUAUUUGCCCAAAUCGAGUUUAACACAACAAAUAUCUAGGACAAGCAUUCCAUUAUCAUCUGGGCUUAGAAUUCUAAAUACAAAAAUUCAAGCGAAAGAAUCUGAAACUUAUCAACCAUUGGUUACAAUAAGUGAUAAAGAAGGCAGCAAUAGUGACGACGAUCAUGUUUCGCCGGUGCAUAAAUUAACGAAAGAUGAACUUCGUGAAGAACUAAAUGGUUUUAUAAAUGGUGAUAAUAAGAUACCGAGUGAUGACGAAGAUCUUGAACUGAGACGACCACAACCACAGACAAAUGUUUUAUUUAAACCUUGUGUUUGUUGUCCUUAUAGAAUCGAUUCAGUUAAAUGUGUUAUUUCCUAG